Actinia tenebrosa (Australian red waratah sea anemone) is the source of this 859-nucleotide messenger RNA. RefSeq names its product pituitary homeobox 1-like. Gene Ontology annotation, molecular function: DNA-binding transcription factor activity, RNA polymerase II-specific; RNA polymerase II transcription regulatory region sequence-specific DNA binding. The record is from RefSeq and is a predicted model, not a curated record. Gene Ontology annotation, biological process: regulation of transcription by RNA polymerase II. NCBI's taxonomy places the organism in Eukaryota, Metazoa, Cnidaria, Anthozoa, Actiniaria, Actiniidae.
AUGGAAGUUGAAAGAACCAUGGAUAACUCUGCUGAAAAAAGGAAUGGUUUUUCGAUCUCAAGUAUUAUGGGAUUUCAAAAGAAAAAUGUCGAGCAAAGUCGUACUGACUCAAGUAAUGAGCGCUUGAAUGAAAAACUGGACAACGAUAACCACAGCUCGAAACAAACGACAACUUUAAAAUCAAGCGAGAAAGUCAAGAAAGUGAAACGAUUAUCAAACGACAUCGACAGUAAAAGAUACCGAGCAACCUUCGACAAGGCGCAGAUCUUUCACAUGGAGAGAGUGUUCCUCAUUAAUCAUUAUCCGGAUGUCUCAGCUCGUUCUGAACUUUCUAAAGCUACUGGACUUUCAGAAUCACAAGUUCAGAUCUGGUUCCAGAACCGUCGCGCAAAAUGGCGUAAACAACAGCGCAAGCGCCGACAAGACAUUCCUCCAAUCUUCGGCUUGGGUUACCCAACACACCUUGCGCGCCUGUACCCAGGAUACGACCCCUAUGCUAUGUUUCCCUACGAGUACUACAACACAGACUUCUGGACAUGCGCACAACAACAAAUAGCUGCCAUACACUAUAAUGGCUUCCCACCACCACCACCGCAUACCACAUGUAUUUCAAGCCCGUCACGAAGCCUAGGGUCCAGUUCUCCAGUCAGUUCCCCAGUCUCUUCACCUGGUUCUCCAACAAACCUGGACGUUGGUAGUUCCCAGUCCCAGGAAGUAAGUCCCGUUUCUAAAUCUGAUAAAGAAGCCUUAGAGAUACGAAAUGACUCGAGUCUACUCUCUCUGAGAGUCAAAGCAAAAGAACAUUUGGCUGCCUUGGAAACGAGAGUGACGUCAUAAAAUGAUUAGCAACCAAAUACAG